Messenger RNA from Fusarium graminearum PH-1, 1626 nucleotides. RefSeq lists its product as uncharacterized. Gene Ontology annotation, molecular function: protein binding. The coding region runs from base 1 to 1626 and encodes 541 amino acids. The transcript has 2 exons. NCBI's taxonomy places the organism in Eukaryota, Fungi, Ascomycota, Sordariomycetes, Hypocreales, Nectriaceae. The record is from RefSeq and is a predicted model, not a curated record.
AUGAGCCUUUUGAAACUGCCUAUCGAAAUUGUCUCCCUCCUGGUUGAGCUACUCGAUGUUGAGGAUGUCUUCAAUAUGGCAUUGAGCUGCCGGUUUCUCAGCUGCAUUCUCUACGACAAACGGAUGUGCCGGCUUGCACUCAUGAUAUCCACGGCUGAAAUGACGGUUGACGUGCCGCUGCUCCUUAAGCUUGCAGUCCGUGAUUAUGAUCAUCUCAAACCGCAUACAAUUGAACCUCUGUACUUCGCUGAGGGAGUUUUGUCAUGCCUCGCCACCCAGGUGCUCGAAGAUUCGACCACGUGCAGUUGGCUCAUCAUAUUUGAGCUAAAGGAGAACCCCAGCUGGGUUGUUGUACAACGACCAUGCUCAACGCAUCCCAUAUUUGUACGUAACGACAAGAACUAUCUAUUCUGGGGCUCAAGAUCACAUUCGACGCUCGAAGGUUCCUACCGAUGGGGCCUCCAUUGUCUGAACCUCCAGACGCGCAAGUGGUCAGAUUCACAACUGAUCUUAUGGGACUUUCACGAGGCAAGUAUAGGAUCAGAUAUCUGCUUUGAGAUCAUCGAUGGCCAGUUCUAUUGCGUCUCAAAUAUGUUGAAAACACGGACUGAGCGUAGUGUGUGCAACAAUUUCUACCAGGUUGUACGAUUUCCCGUGCAUGAUGCAGCGCAAGAAAGAUGCGAAAAGCCUCCGAUGCGCAAUCUCUGGCGUCGCCACGAUUCUGAGGGCUUGGUAGAUGAGCGCUGGACAUCUCUACAAAUCAGCAAAAGCGAGCAAACAGGCAAAGUAUCUAUCGUCGAGAUACGCAAGGAGUGGUGUCCUGGAAAUGCAGGCAGUCAGAGAACGUGCUAUAGGAGAGAGCUUGAGUUUGGCCAACAAGAAGCCAAUCAUUCACCAGAAUCUCUUCUUCCAACACCGCCAGACUCUACAGAAGGAAGCCUUGCUGAAGAGGAAUGGGACAGUAAGGCUUACAUGGAGGAACGAGCAUGUGAUGAUUUCCAUGUUGGUGAUGGUCCGAAGGAUACUAAAGCAUACACCCUUCAAGAGUGCUUUGUUCGUUCAUACAACCCAUCAUGCAACUCGUUCAUUGAUCUUGUCUCUGAAGCCUACAACCCAGACUCGUCACUGCAACUCAGAGUACAACCCAAGGAACAGGGAUCGUCAGUUAGACUUUGGCCACGAGAUCAGCAUUCGUACCACCACGAUGGUGUAUUGUCUCAGCUGCAUAGUGUUGUCAACCCGAUACAGCCGAUUAGGGGAGUCGAAUGGAGUAUGGAUGAGCGAAUACUGGUUUAUUCGCCAACUCACAUGGCUUCUGGACAAUUGAGGCCCCUUGUGCUCAUUUCGUUCGACCCAAGCUUCAUUCUUCCAGGCUUUCCAAACUAUGGAUGUUGCAGUGGGGAGAUGGAGUACCAGCUCAAUGAUCCCCCUCAUAUGCAAGACACUAAUGCUAUUGGUGCACCGAAUGAAAUGCUGUCACAGUCAACUCAAGGAGAUGACGAGUAUUCAUCGGCGAGUGAAGAGGAUCAAAACACCGGUUCCAACUUCGUUAAAGUGCGGCCAUCGCUUUAUCGAACGAUGAACAUGGGUAGUGGGAAUGCACAUGGUUUCAAUAUGUCAUAUUGA